This is a messenger RNA of Linum tenue, 798 nucleotides long. NCBI's taxonomy places the organism in Eukaryota, Viridiplantae, Streptophyta, Magnoliopsida, Malpighiales, Linaceae. The record is from the annotation of a GenBank genome assembly.
CCCGUUGUGCCGCAGUACGCACUCCAGUCUUUCAGAAAACCAAUCCUUCAAAGAUAUAUGAUCAUGGCCGCUACUAAGUUGCAGGUUUGCAUGGCGCUAAUGGUGGCGAUGGCGGUGGCGAGCGCGGAGCUGGGUGAAGGGGCCUUGACUUGCGGCCAGGUCGGAACCGGCGUGGCAUCGUGCUUGAGUUACGUCAUGGGGAAGGGACCGCUGACGCCCGGCUGCUGCAGCGGGAUCAAGUCCAUCAACGCAGCCGCCAGAACCACGGCGGACAGGCAGCAGGCUUGCCGCUGCUUGAAGGAUAUCGCCGCGAGUGCCAAAAGUAUCAACUUCGGCCUCGCCGCCGGCAUUCCGGGCAAGUGCGGCGUCAGCGUCGGCUUCCCGAUCAACCCAUCCGUCGAUUGCAACAAGGGUCAAGUAAGGAGAAGGUAUAGUGAUCGAGGAAGGCAGCCGAUUGAUGUGCCCAAUUAAGUUAGCUAAUUAAGUGAAGUUGCAUGUAUUGCGAAGAGAAUAAAAGGGAUUGUUGGUUAUUGUAGUGUAGUACGUAGAUAAUAUAAUGCUACAAGGCAUCAGUCCAUGUAUGCUUACAUCUGGGUCUCAGCCUCAGGGAGGGAGCGAGAGUAAAUAUUAUAUAUUAAUGUCCGUAGCGUGUUUCUAUAUAUUAUCUCUGUGUUAUUCUAUAACCGAACCGGAGGCUGAACCAGAAAAGUUAAUGGUUUAGGGUUCAACGAUUAACCGUUAAAAAAUCGUUGGUGAACCAUUGAUAGAACCGUCCAUGAUAUAUAACAUAUAAGACUU